GCAGCAUACAUAUUUACGUUUGAAUAUGAAUACACAUACAUCUGACCGAGUCCGGGUUCCGAGUGCCGAGUUCUGAGUUCCGAGUGUUCUUAGUUAGUGUUGGCCAUGGCGAUGGAGAUGGCAGCUCAUUUAUCUAUGUUCUAACUCUCUCUCAGUACUUCAUCAUCAUCAUCUUCUUCUUCUUCUUCCAUAUCUUCACUGACACGGUUUGAAUCCUCUCUUCUCUUUCGAGGGUUUCGAUCUUCAAUAUGGGCGGGAAGACGGAGGAAAACGAAAAGCCCAACUCUGAUUCGUUGCCUAAUGCUUCGGAUAUGGACGCCAGCGGUCAAGUCCAACAACAAUCUCCUUCCUCAACCCCUAACCCCACCCAAUUGUCCGUUCUUGAUGAUGAAGAUGACGCCAAAAACGGUACUGGUGGUGGUCUUAGUGAACCACCACCACCUCAGCCUCAGAACAUGGACGACAACAAAGACAAUGCUAAUAUUGCUUCUACUGAUAUUGAAAUUGAGGGCAAUGGCUUCCAUGCACAAGAUAGCGCCUUAAAUCAUGGAUUCAAUGAUGUUCAGAUGGGUGAGGCUGAGGACUCUGAUUUACCAGAAGAUGGUACACUAGCGCAGCAGGUAGCUUUCAUGAAGGAGCUUGAGACUUUUCACAGAGAGAAUGCCUUGGAAUUCAAAGCCCCCAAGUUUUAUGGAGAACCCCUCAAUUGCCUUAAAUUAUGGAGAGCUGUUAUUAGAUUGGGCGGCUAUGAAGUUGUGACUGCAUCAAAAUUGUGGCGGCAAGUAGGAGAGUCAUUCCAUCCUCCUAAAACAUGCACAACAGUCUCUUGGACAUUCCGCAUAUUUUAUGAAAAGGCCCUUUUAGAAUAUGAAAAGCAUAAAAAGCAAGUUGGUGAACUCCAACUUCCAGCUGGACCCCUUUCCCAGUCUACCAAUGUUGAAAAGGAGGCAAGUAGUUACCAAACUCCUGGAUCAGGUAGGGCACGAAGGGAUGCUGCAGCUCGUGCUAUGCAGGGUUGGCAUGCUCAGCGUCUUCUUGGAUAUGGUGAGGUUGCUGAGCCUAUUGUUAAGGACAAGAACUCAAAUUCUGCAUCAAAGCGUGAAAAAAACCUUAAAAGCAUUGGAUCCCUGAAACACAAGACACCCAAUCUGGAUCAUACGGAGAAAACUUCAGCUGUUGCAGCAGAUAAGCAAGCUGUCGCUACUAUUGUUGAUGUUGGACCUCCAGCUGAUUGGGUGAAGAUUAAUGUGCGAGAAACUAAGGAUUGCUUCGAGGUAUAUGCACUAGUCCCUGGGCUUCUGCGAGAAGAGGUGAGAGUUCAAUCAGAUCCAGCUGGACGUUUGGUCAUAACAGGUCAACCAGAACAGCUUGACAAUCCUUGGGGUAUUACACCAUUUCAGAAGGUGGUAAGCUUACCAGCGAGAAUCGAUCCACUCCACACAUCUGCCGUUGUUAGUCUGCAUGGCCGGCUAUUUGUUCGUGUACCUUUCGAACAAGGAUCAGUUUGAGCCUCUCUCCUUUUAGUUUCAUAGGUUAGUCAGUCGAUUUUUCAGGGUUCUUGGAAGAAAGUAAGAAAUCAAGGAUGAGGUCCAAGCCUCCAUAUCUCUAACUGAGCUAAUGUUUUCAAUGUUCAUCAAUUGUAAAAAUGAUUCAAAUUGCCCUGUUGUUCACUUCAAAAAUACUCAUUUUAUGCAAAUCAUGGAUGACCUUUUCCAUUCUCUCAU
Messenger RNA from Humulus lupulus (European hop), 1724 nucleotides. Its product is annotated as AT-rich interactive domain-containing protein 5-like. The transcript has 14 exons. The record is from RefSeq and is a predicted model, not a curated record. Gene Ontology annotation, cellular component: nucleus. NCBI's taxonomy places the organism in Eukaryota, Viridiplantae, Streptophyta, Magnoliopsida, Rosales, Cannabaceae. Gene Ontology annotation, biological process: regulation of transcription by RNA polymerase II. Gene Ontology annotation, molecular function: DNA binding. Bases 249 to 1508 code for a protein of 419 amino acids.